UGGAACGUCACGAAAUGUACUGUCGCAUGCUGAGUUUGCCUUUGUAAACACCAUCUCUGUAUACUCAGUAUGAUGCUGAGUUGGUCCGCCGGCAAACUUCUAUUGCGAAAUAGCUGGUAUGUUCCUAAAACCUUGAUGUAAUAAUAGAUAACAGAUUAUGUACGAGCGAACUGUUGGGGGGACUGUCCUUAAAGCCAGGGGCGGGACCCUCGCACCAUUCUCGAGCUGCUUCCUUGACCUAGCUCCUCCAGUUCCACGUCACCCGCUUACUUCCGGGUCAACAGGAUGGGCGCUGAUGGCAUUGGCAAGACGUCCCUCGCGCAGCAGUUUGUGACAGCGCAGUACAUUGGUCAUGAUGACAAUGGUUGUACCACAAUAUCAAGGUUAUUGGUCUGGCAUGCAAGGAAAGUCUAGAACAUCGUAUUCAGUUCGACAACUCGCACCUAAAGAACAUCCGAUGGGAGUCUUCCAAACGGCUCUUGUAUGGAUCACUCGUCUGCUUGAGUAGUGAUGACUUCCAGAACACUUUCUUUGCAAUAGUGACCAGCAGGGACAUGAAGGACAUCAAACAGGGCAUCCUUCAGGUUCAGUUUAUGAACAGCAUUCGUGAGAUCCUCAACGCUUCGGGCGAAACCUUCAUCAUGGCAGAAACUACAUACAGACCCGUGCUGGAGGGUCUCCAGGAGAUGCAAACAUGCUUUCCUCUCGCUCGCUACAUCGUUGAGUGCAAAACUGACAUCAAGCCUCCCCAGUAUGCACGUGGCUACGGUACCACCUUGAAUAUCAGGCAUCUCCUGAAAGACGAAUGCCGACAGAAUACGCAGGUAACAGUACUGCUCCCGACCCGUUGGCCACCCGUUGAAAACACACCUUUUAACCAGUCACAGUACGAUGCCGUGAAGACGGCCUUAACAAAGGAGAUCGCCAUCAUCCAAGGACCUCCUGGAACAGGCAAGACGUGUGUCGGACUGAAAGUGGCCAAAGUACUUCUAGAUAACAGAGAGGUUUGGACAUCAAAGACCGAUGCAAAGCCAAUGCUUGUAGUUUGCUACACCAACCAUGCCUUGGAUCAGUUUUUGGAAGGAAUACUAGAAUUCUGCCCAAACGGCAUUGUUCGAGUCGGAAGCCGCUGCAAAACUGAGCAACUGGAGCGCUUCAACUUAAAGCGGAUUAGAGCACAGAUAAGGAGGGAGAAGAGAGUCAAACUGGACAUCAAACACAGCAUCAACGACUGUUUUAAGGGGCUGUGUAAUUUGAGAGAAAGAGUGGAGCGGGUGUCGGCAAGGUUGGAAGCCACAGCUAAGGGCAUUCUUGGAGAAAGUGCACUGCGGUCAGCAAUGCCUGACAAUCACUACUCGUCACUGGUCAGCAAUAUUCAAAGGAGGUUAUUAGGUGCACGACAGUCGGUGAUGAUAAACUGGCUAACACAAGGGAUGCUGGGGGAAUCUGACGAGACUAGCUACAAGGGCCUGGAGCAGGAAGUGACGCAACAGAUUCUAGAAGGCACAGAAAUGCAGCAUGAGCUCAGUAUCGAUGCAAGCCAAAUUCCUUUUCUUCAUCCGAAAAUGAGGGCCCAGAUGUACAGGUUAACAGGCUAUGGCCAACUACCUGGACAUCUCGCUCUUUGAGGGCCUGAUCCAGAACCAGCUGCACCACACCACCCUGCAGCACUGCAUGAAACCGCAAAUCGCCAACCUUGUACGUCACGUGUACCCGCACUUAAAGAAUCACGUGACCACAGUGAACAGGAAGCGCAUUAAAGGUGUAAAGCAAGACGUGUUUCUCCUACACCACGAGUUUGGCUAGACGAGAACGAACGAGACGAGCAGCAAGUUGAAUGAUCAUGAGGCUGACUUCUGUCUGUGUCUUUGCCGCUACCUGCUACAACAGGGCUACACAACAAGUCAGAUCACCAUCCUCACAGGCUACUCCGGCCAGGUCUUUGCCUUGAAAUCUCGAAUGAAAAAAGAGGCAGAAUUCUACAAAGGAUACUGGCAGAAAAAAGUGAACUCUGGAAGAACAUUAUAAAGACCGCAAAAAGUAACCAACAACUUGGUGACAGCUUGGUACUUCGAUGC
This is a messenger RNA of Pomacea canaliculata, 2078 nucleotides long. RefSeq names its product NFX1-type zinc finger-containing protein 1-like. Gene Ontology annotation, cellular component: nuclear RNA-directed RNA polymerase complex. The record is from RefSeq and is a predicted model, not a curated record. Gene Ontology annotation, biological process: regulatory ncRNA-mediated heterochromatin formation. Bases 555 to 1628 code for a protein of 357 amino acids. Gene Ontology annotation, molecular function: helicase activity. The transcript has 6 exons. NCBI's taxonomy places the organism in Eukaryota, Metazoa, Mollusca, Gastropoda, Architaenioglossa, Ampullariidae.